AUGCACAUGCCAUCCCGUGAUUGUUGUUUCUUUUGGCUGAAUUGGUUUUUCUGCUUCUUUUUUACCAUUGGUUUAGCUGAAGACCCUUAUGUGUCCUUUGAUUGGUCCAUCUCUUACAUCACUGCCUCCCCUCUUGGAGUCCCACAAAAGGUGAUUGGAAUUGAGGGACAGUUUCCAGGGCCAAUUCUGAAUGUUACAACUAACUGGAAUGUUCUCAUUAAUGUGAGGAAUAACCUUGACGAGCCUUUGCUUCUGACAUGGAAUGGCAUUCAACAGCGAAAAAAUGCUUGGCAAGAUGGAGUUUCUGGCACGAAUUGUCCCAUUCCUGCCGGAUGGAACUGGACAUAUCAAUUUCAAGUCAAAGAUCAGAUUGGCAGUUUCUUUUACUUUCCUUCCCUUAACUUCCAGAGGGCUGCUGGUGGAUAUGGAGGGAUUGUUGUCAACAACAGAGAGGUCAUUGCUGUACCUUUUCCAGCACCUGACGGAGAUAUUACCCUCUUCAUUAGUGACUGGUACACAAAGAGCCAUAAGGAACUGAGAGAACAAGUUGAAAGUGGAGCUGGCCUUGGAGCUCCAGAUGGUAUCUUAAUCAAUGGACAUGGUCCUUAUCGAUAUGACAAUGCAGCUGUACCCGAUGGUAUUGCUUACCUAACAAUAACUGUUGACCCAGGCAAAACGUACCGGAUAAGAGUGCAUAAUGUUGGUAUAACCACUAGCUUGAAUUUUAGAAUCCAAAACCACAACUUGCUUCUCGUAGAAACUGAAGGAUCAUACACAGUACAGCAGAACUACACAAACAUGGAUAUCCAUGUUGGGCAGUCCUACUCAUUCUUGGUCACCAUGGAUCAACCUUCUGGCAGUGAUUUUUACAUUGUUGCGAGUCCACGUUUUGUAAAUUCCACUGCUUCGAUUAAGGCUCCUGGAGUUGCUAUUUUGCACUACUCAAAUUCAAUGGGGCCUGCAUCAGGUCCUCUUCCAGACCCUCCUAAUGAAUAUGACACUCAUUUCUCAAUGAAUCAAGCACGAUCCAUAAGAUGGAAUGUCUCUGCUGGAGCUGCACGCCCAAACCCACAAGGGUCUUUCAAAUAUGGCCAGAUUACCGUGACUGAUGUAUAUGUAAUCCUCAAUAGGCCUGUUGAGCUUAUAGAUGGAAAGUGGCGCAAUACUCUAAACGGCAUUUCAUACUUUGCACCAUCAACACCAUUAAGGCUUGCUCAGCAAUUUAACGUUCGUGGGGUCUAUAAACUUGACUUCCCCAAUGAAUUGAUGAACAGACCAGCAAAAGUUGAUACAUCUGUGAUUAAUGGCACUUUCAAAGGAUUUAUGGAAAUAAUUUUCCAAAAUAAUGACACAUUUGUACAGAGUUACCAUCUUGAUGGUUAUGCUUUCUUUGUUGUCGGGAUGGAUUAUGGUGUUUGGUCAGAGAGCAGUAGAGCUACAUACAAUAAAUGGGAUGGUGUGGCUCGCUGCACUACCCAGGUAUUUCCUGGAGCUUGGACAGCAAUAUUGGUUUCGCUAGACAAUGCUGGCAUGUGGAAUCUUCGGGCACAGAAUCUUGACUCAUGGUACCUAGGUCAGGAAGUUUACUUAAGUGUGGUGAAUCCCGAAAAUGACAAAGAUGAGGUUCCUUUGCCAGAUAACACCAUAUACUGUGGUGCACUGUCCCCUUUACAGAAGGACCAAGCUCAGAGAAUCAACUUCUUCUCUCGCUCUUCAUCCCGUUCUAAGAGCAUGGCAACAAUUCUUGCUGCAAUCUUCGCGGUAUUGUUUUUGACCUGCUUGUGA
Molecule: messenger RNA, 1785 nt
Organism: Oldenlandia corymbosa var. corymbosa
Lineage: Eukaryota; Viridiplantae; Streptophyta; Magnoliopsida; Gentianales; Rubiaceae
Source: the annotation of a GenBank genome assembly